CUUCCUACGACUUCACCGAGGCAUCUUUUACUGCGUGCGAGACGGUCGGCCGAAGAUUUCACCACGCCGCGUUGCUACUAGAAUACUAGGGAGUGUGUGGGAGCAUGACGUUGGACCCGACACUGUACGAGACGUUCACAAAGAACCACUCUACCAUGCCUGAACCGCUUCCUAUUCCGAGUCCGCCAGGUCUCCCUAUUUUUGGCAACACCCGUGAGGUCGAUCCAGAGCUUCCAGUUCGUUCGUUUAUGCAUCUUCAUGAGCUCCACGGCCCCAUCUACCGAUUAUCUUUUGCCGGAGUGCCCAGGUACUUCAUUGCCUCGCAUGAGCUGAUGAACGAAGUCUGCGAUGAGAAGAGAUUCAGCAAACACAUUGCCGCUGCUCUGCAGGAAGUACGGAAUGGCGUACAUGACGGCCUGUUUACCGCGCUUGGCCCUGAAGAGAGGAAUUGGGGCAUUGCCCAUCGAAUUCUGGCACCGGCUUUUGGGCCCCUGUCAAUCAGGGGAAUGUUUGACGAAAUGCAUGACAUUGCGUCGCAACUGGUGAUGAAGUGGGCCAGACAUGGACCAGAUCAUGUGAUUCCCACAUCGGACGACUUCACAAGAUUGACUUUGGACACCCUGGCCCUGACAGCCAUGAAUUUCCGCUUCAAUUCAUAUUAUCAUGAGGAAAUGCACCCUUUCAUCGACGCCAUGGGAGCCUUCCUCCGAGAAUCUGGAGACAGGAGCAGACGCCCAGCAGUCACGCAAAUGUUUUAUCGUGAGGCGCAACGCAAGUAUGAGGAGGACAUUGCUCUUCUACGAAAGACAAGCGAUGAUGUGAUCAAAGCCAGGCGAAGUCAUCCUUCUGACCGAAAAGACCUCCUCAAUGCUAUGCUGAAUGGGAGGGACCCCAAAACCGGGGAGGGCAUGACCGACGAUAGCAUCACUGACAACAUGAUAACGUUCCUCAUCGCAGGGCAUGAAACGACUUCAGGCUUGUUGAGUUUCGCUUUCUACUAUCUUCUCAAGAAUCCCGCUGCGUAUCAAAAAGCUCAACAAGAAGUUGAUUCGGUCAUUGGAAAAGACCCGAUCAACGUUGAUCAUCUUUCAAAGCUGCCCUUCAUUAACGCGAUCCUGAGAGAGACGCUUCGGGUAUGGCCAACCGCUCCUAUGAUUUCUUUCACACCAAAAAAAGAUGAACUACUUGCCGGGAAAUACCAAAUUCCGAAGGGCGAGGCCAUCGUAGCGGUACUCCCAACCAUUCAACGAGAUCCUCUAGUUUGGGGCGAAGACGCCGCAGAAUGGAAGCCUGAGAGGAUGCUCGAUGCCGAAUUCGAACGCGUUCAGAAAGAGCAUCCGAAUUGCUGGAAACCAUUCGGGAACGGGAUGCGCGGAUGUGUUGGUCGCCCAUUUGCAUGGCAAGAGGCGUUGCUAGUAGUUGCUAUGCUUCUCCAGAAUUUUAACUUCUCUAUGUCGGAUCCGGCAUAUACUUUAGGCAUAAAACAGACCUUGACAGUCAAGCCUAAAGGCUUCAACAUGCGUGCGCAGUUAAGGAACCAGGUUACUCCGACAUCGCUGGAACGCUCUUUAGCCUCAGCAUCACUCAAUCCGCCUGCUGCGCUUCCAACGAAAGGACGAUCAAGUGGAGCCGCCAAAAAACCUUCAAUAAAUGGUAAGCCUUUGGCUAUUUAUUACGGAUCCAACACAGGUACCUGUGAGGCUCUUGCACAAAGGCUCGCGGGCGAUGCACCGAGCUAUGGGUUCCAAGCACAAGUCGGUACUUUAGAUUCUGCUAAGGAGAAUCUUUCGAGCGAUAAACCUGUCGUAAUCGUCACAGCAUCAUACGAAGGUCAGCCUCCAGAUAACGCUGGCCAUUUCUUCUCGUGGCUAGAGUCUCUCAAGGACUCGGAGAUGGACAAAGUAUCAUAUGCGGUCUUUGGAUGCGGUCACCAAGAUUGGGCUCAAACUUUCCACAAGAUUCCCAAGGCUAUCGACGACAUGUUGGAACAGCGUGGCGGCCAGCGUAUCGUGGAAAUGGGGAAAGCGAAUGCUGCAGCGGGCGACAUGUUCACCGAUUUCGAAACCUGGGAAGACCAAGUCUUCUGGCCAGCCAUGACAAAGAAGUACGGAGCGUCUGAUCUACCCGAAGGGGAGUCUUUCGAUGCCAGCCUUAACAUAGAAGUAUCCGCUCCACGCGCAUCUACUCUUCGACAGGACGUUAUGGAGGCCCGUGUAGUGGACACGAAGGUCUUGUCCACACCCGAAGUCCCCGAGAAGAGGCAUAUCGAAAUUAGUCUGCCUUCGGACCAGGCUUACUCGUCGGGCGACUACCUAGCAAUCCUUCCCCUAAACCCGAAGGAGAACGUCCAUCGUGCUAUGCGGUACUUUGGCCUGCCAUGGGAUAGCAUGCUGACGAUCUCAACCGCUCAUCCUACGACUCUGCCAACUGAUUUACCUAUACCCGCCGCAGACGUAUUCGGAGCAUACAUUGAACUUGCUCAACCUGCCAGCAAGCGUAACCUCCUCGCACUGGCGGAACUCACAAAAGACGAAGCAACCAAGGCCGAACUCAAGCGCCUAAGCGGUCCUGAAUUCACAACCGAAAUCAGCACUAAACGUGUCUCCCUCCUGGACCUCUUGGAGCGUUUCCCUUCCGUAACGCUCCCGCUCGGUCCCUUCUUGCAAAUGCUUCCCCCAAUGCGAGUCCGCCAAUACUCCAUCUCUUCCUCUCCCCUCUGGAACCCUUCCCACGUCACUCUUACAUACGCCGUCCUCGACCAACCAGCCCUCAGCGGCCAAGGCCGCCACGUCGGCGUAGCAUCCAGUUACCUCUCCAAGCUCGAAACAGGCGACAAACUGCACGUCUCAGUCCGGCCAUCACACCAAGCCUUUCACUUGCCCAAAGACGCGGAGAAGGUGCCCGUGAUCUGCAUCGCUGCUGGAACAGGCAUCGCACCCUUCCGCGGCUUCAUCCAAGAACGCGCCGCCCAACUCGGCGCCGGUCGCCCCCUCGCCCCCGCCCUUCUGUUUUACGGCUGCCACUCCGCCACGACCGACGACCUGUACCCGGCCGAGUUCGCGCGCUGGGAGGCUAUGGGCGCCGUGUCGGUGCGCCGCGCCUACUCGCGCGCUCCCGCUGAAACGAACAAUUGCAAGUACGUCCAGGAUCGCCUCUGGGCGGACCGCAGAGAAGUGGUGGAGUUGUUUGAUCAGGGCGCGAAGGUGUUUGUGUGCGGGAGUCGGGGGGUGGGCGAGGCGGUGGGGGUGGCGGCACGGAAGAUGUGGUUGGAGCGGGCGAGGGAGCUGGGGAAGGAGAGGGGGGAGGGGGAUGCGGAGAGGUGGUUUGAGGGGAUUCGGAAUGAGCGGUAUGCUACUGAUGUGUUUGCGUAGGGGGGUUAAAAAGGGCUGGGAGGAGUAUGAGGGGUAACUACACCUAAGGUUUGUUUUGGUAUGAUUCGGCUGUGGGGCGUUACCUAACGACUUUCCUAUUGAUUGACCGGCAUCGUUGAAUGGAUGGCCUAUGACCUAUUGCUAGGUUGAGUUUAUCAUUUGAAUCGUGAGGCUAGUAGAGCAACCCUUUGCACCAAGGCAAAAACUUGCGUUUACGCCGCG
Molecule: messenger RNA, 3593 nt
Organism: Mytilinidion resinicola
Lineage: Eukaryota; Fungi; Ascomycota; Dothideomycetes; Mytilinidiales; Mytilinidiaceae
Product: bifunctional P-450/NADPH-P450 reductase
Exons: 6
Coding region: 105-3371 (1088 amino acids)
Cellular component (GO): cytosol
Molecular function (GO): aromatase activity; FMN binding; flavin adenine dinucleotide binding
Source: RefSeq, a predicted model, not a curated record